AUGCUGCUCGGGCUCGUGCUGGGCUUCGUGCUGGCCUCGCGGCUCGUCCUGCCCCGCGCCUCGGAGCUGAAGCGAGUGGGCCCGCGGCGGCGCCCCAGUCCCGAGGGAUGCCGGUCAGGGCAGGCGGCAUCGCAACCCGGCGGAGCGCGGGGCGAUGCGCGCGGGGCGCAGCUCUGGCCGCAGGGCUCGGCCACGGAGGGCGUCUCACGCGACAGGAACUUUCUCUUCGUGGGAGUCAUGACAGCCCAGAAAUACCUGCAGACCCGCGCCGUGGCCGCUUACAGAACAUGGUCCAAGACAAUUCCUGGAAAAGUUGAGUUCUUCUCUAGUGAGGGUUCAGAUACAUCGAUACCCAUUCCAGUAGUGCCACUGAGGGGUGUCGAUGACUCCUACCCACCCCAGAAGAAAUCUUUCAUGAUGCUCAAGUACAUGCAUGAUCACUACCUGGACAAGUACGAGUGGUUCAUGAGAGCAGAUGACGACGUUUACAUCAAGGGAGAUCGUCUGGAGAGUUUCCUGAGGAGUUUGAAUAGCAGCGAGCCCCUCUUUCUUGGGCAGACGGGACUGGGCACCACAGAAGAAAUGGGGAAGCUGGCCCUCGAGCCUGGAGAGAACUUCUGCAUGGGGGGGCCUGGUGUGAUUCUGAGCCGGGAAGUGCUUCGGAGAAUGGCACCACACAUUGGCAAGUGUCUCCAGGAAAUGUACACCACCCAUGAGGAUGUAGAGGUGGGGAGAUGUGUCCGGAGAUUCGCAGGCGUGCAGUGUGUCUGGUCAUACGAGGUAAGAGCAGAAUUCUUUAUAUGGGAAAAACUGUCAAUUUUUUCUUUUUGA
Messenger RNA from Grammomys surdaster, 831 nucleotides. RefSeq names its product chondroitin sulfate synthase 1 (gene Chsy1). Gene Ontology annotation, cellular component: membrane. Bases 1 to 831 code for a protein of 276 amino acids. Gene Ontology annotation, molecular function: glucuronosyl-N-acetylgalactosaminyl-proteoglycan 4-beta-N-acetylgalactosaminyltransferase activity. The record is from RefSeq and is a predicted model, not a curated record. Lineage: Eukaryota; Metazoa; Chordata; Mammalia; Rodentia; Muridae. The transcript is spliced from 2 exons.